Molecule: messenger RNA, 3613 nt
Organism: Grus americana (Whooping crane)
Lineage: Eukaryota; Metazoa; Chordata; Aves; Gruiformes; Gruidae
Gene: MPPED1
Product: metallophosphoesterase domain containing 1
Molecular function (GO): hydrolase activity
Source: RefSeq, a predicted model, not a curated record
UGAUUAGUUAAGGAGAUGUCAUGGUCUUCUUCCAUCGAUGUAGAAGAUAGCAGAUAUGAUCGCCUGAAAAAGCUGAACUACACUGCAAGCAUGGCUUUCGCCCAGUCGCACAUUAUGGCAGCUAGAAGGCAUCAGCACAGUAGACUCAUAAUCGAAGUGGAUGAGUACAGCUCCAACCCCACACAGGCUUUCACGUUCUACAACAUUAACCAGGGACGUUUUCAGCCCCCACAUGUGCAAAUGGUUGAUCCGGUGCCCCAUGAUGCUCCCAAACCUCCGGGAUAUACACGAUUUGUCUGUAUUUCUGAUACUCACUCAAGAACUGAUCCCAUCCAAAUGCCAUAUGGAGAUGUGUUAAUACAUGCUGGUGAUUUUACUGAGCUGGGACUUCCUAGUGAAGUAAAAAAAUUCAACGAAUGGCUAGGUAGCCUGCCCUAUGAAUACAAGAUUGUGAUAGCAGGAAAUCAUGAAUUGACCUUUGACCAGGAAUUCAUGGCUGACUUAAUCAAGCAGGACUUUUACUAUUUCCCCUCUGUUUCUAAGCUGAAGCCAGAGAGCUAUGAAAAUGUACAGUCUCUUCUAACAAACUGCAUCUAUCUUCAAGACUCUGAAGUGACGGUGAGGGGAUUCAGAAUAUAUGGCUCCCCUUGGCAACCUUGGUUUUAUGGCUGGGGCUUUAAUCUUCCACGAGGCCAAGCACUAUUAGAGAAAUGGAACCUUAUUCCAGAUGGAAUAGAUAUUCUUAUAACACAUGGACCACCUCUUGGUUUUCUAGACUGGGUUCCUAAGAAAAUGCAACGGGUAGGAUGUGUUGAGCUGCUGAACACAGUCCAGAGACGAAUACAGCCAAGGCUUCAUGUUUUUGGACAUAUCCAUGAAGGUUAUGGUGUCAUGGCUGAUGGAACUACUACCUAUGUGAAUGCAUCUGUGUGCACUGUGAAUUACCAGCCACUUAAUCCACCUAUAGUUAUUGACUUACCUACUCCAAGGAACACAUGAUUAUAAUGAGGAUUUAAAGUUGUGCCCAACACAUUAGCAACUUUAUAUUGCUGGCUGAGAAUCCCAAUAGGGAACCAUUCAACAAAAAAGCAAAAACCUUCUUUUUUUCCCUGCUAGCUCUUCACAGAUAAAUUUUGAGUGACAAAAGUGGAUGAGGAACAAAGACAUUUUGGUGCCAGAAACAGAGUAAAGACUUUAACAUUUCACCAUUAAAAUAUUUGUGAACACAGAAAAGUGAAUGCAUUCCACGUAUCUAUAUACAUAUACAUAUAUAUAUAUCUCAAGUAGGGACUUUUGUAUAUACCGUACAUUAUAUUGGACUUAUUAAAAGAACAAUGUCUUUUAAAGGAGUGUUUCUUUAAGAAAGUUUGCAGUUUAAACUUAAGUGUUUAGACUAGGAUUUCCUCAUUUCAGAUGUUUCCCAGUGAGCUCUUGGAAAAAGAAAAAUGAUGGUAAAGAUGUUUUCCCUUAAUUAACAUGGCAACUAUAAAAGAUGGUGCAUGAAUGACCAGUCACAGGAGGAAAGCUAUUACUUCAAGUCCUCCAGGUCUAAGUCUUUGCUUCUAUUCAAACCCAAUGCAAUAGAGGCCCUAAUUCACUGUACUGAAAUGAAGUUUUACUACAUCUGGCAUUACAGAUGGUAAGGGAAAUGGUGCAUAUUGCUGGCAUGCUGUAAACAGCUCAACAUUGAAGAAGGGAGACUGUGUUAAGUGCAGUAUAAACUCAGGAAUUUGUAACCUGGACUCGCCUGUGAAAAAAAGGAUGACAUUUCCCUUAAAAAAAAAAAAGGAAGAAAAAAUAUAACUGUGUUUUCAUAUGGUAAGGCGAUAUGUGAUUGUAUGUAAAAAGCAAAAAAACCCCACAAAACCCCCACCCGGUGUUCAGUAAUGGUAUUUUAAAUAAAACCCACAGGGACUAUUUGUUUAAAACCUGUUAACGGGACAUACAGCCAACGAUGAGAUUACUGGUUUGAACUUGGCCCCAGUCAGAGGUGAUUAAAUGUCAUUGUGAUCCUUUUGUCCUUGGGGAACGCUAUGGAUGUCAAGGGGAAGGGGUCACCUCAGCAUGGCGUUCAGGCAUUCGCUUUUGGGUAGCUGUGUAGUAGCGUAUGUGCGAUGAGUGACGAGUACAUGGCAAUGGGUACAGAGCAGGGUGGCCUCACAAAACCUGUCAUUGCUGUUUGCCCGCUCACGGACAGUGCGAGUUUUCAACCGAGUUGAAAUCCAUCUGUCGUGUUGCAUGUGACGCCAGGCAAAGCAGGGGACGUGUCAGGAGAGGGUUGGGAUGGCCACCGCUACUACUGCCCACGCAGCUUUCCUGCAGGUUAACGGGGGGGGUUGAAGCUGCUGGGAUUUCAGUCCCAUCCUAGGCAGAAGCUUGAGAAUUGAUUAUAAACCCACCAAAAAAAAAGUGCUUCAAAUGUGCCCUACAAGAAAUGCAUUUCUGCCUUGAACUAACGAACUUCUCGAUGCUCGAAGAGGAGACUUUUUGCAUUGAUGGAGAUAAUUUAGCUGCUGUAUUCUGAACGUGAACAUCCUAAAUUUGGGGCUGACAGCAUCUAGGCAUUAAUCUUGUUCACAGACAUUGGGAGAUCAUCGCGCUACCAAUACAGGGUUGUUUGCAGGUCUGUCCAUAGCCCACUUCCGCACACACGCAUUGGAUAAUCGAGUAUGUUACUUUUUGCCUGAUACAUGGAUGUAAAUGUGAGUUUCACGUAGUGGCUGCGUGUACAUUAUAUGCAUACACAAUUUAAAAUACCUGUCUCACAAAACCAGGCUAUGUCAGCCUCAACUCUAGGAGAGGCAGGCAGAAACAUUGCGUUUUGCUGCCUUCCCACGGGCAGCAGCGACAUUCAAGCCCAGUAACUAACUCCUGCUGUGGACCCACCAGAAACCGCCGGAAAACAUGACAAGUCGCGGGUCUGUCAUUUCUUUUAAGCUGUUGGGUGACUUGAGGGUCUAAACUAAUUUGCUGCUUUUUCUGAAACGAAACCCAAAAUGAUCGGUGGCGCCUGCAACUGGUUCUUUGGGUAAAUAGCUCACAAGCGCGUGAGCAGUCUGCCAUGAAUUCAGAUGGGGCCACUUCUGUCAAAACUAUUGGUGUAGAAAUUGCAGGAUCAGCUCCUAAAUCAGCAAGGACCGAAAUUCAUCGUUGACUAUGAACUCCUGCCAUCAUUGGGAAGAUGAGCAAUAGCGUGUAGUUAGAAUAAAAGCGUCUUAGCUAGUCACAAUUCAAGCGGUUUGAAACAAACGUGGCAGGAAAUUGGCUGUAUGUUAAAGAAGUCUGAAAUGUUUACAUUCGCUUACAGCACUUAAGAGACUAAAAUGUUAAAGUGGGGGGAAGAGGUCCUUUUAUUAGCCUCAACAAAAUUUCUAUGUCGACCAUAAACUAUUCUCUUAAAAAUAAUUUUUCCUAAGGUAUCUUCAAAAUACUGUGUAUUUUUAUGUGGAAAGGAUACGAAAGCAGCUGUUACUUCAAAAUAUCAUUUAAAGUACUUGAGGUAUGAAAGCUUAAAGGUUAUUUAAUCAUUUUGGCAUAACUUGAUUGUUGUUGUAAUUUUUGGUCAAGCAUGUUAGACAAAUAAAGUCUUAAAAAAAAAAAAAAUGACAAAAAA